This is a messenger RNA of Penicilliopsis zonata CBS 506.65, 5421 nucleotides long. RefSeq lists its product as hypothetical. The record is from RefSeq and is a predicted model, not a curated record. NCBI's taxonomy places the organism in Eukaryota, Fungi, Ascomycota, Eurotiomycetes, Eurotiales, Aspergillaceae. The transcript has 4 exons. Bases 78 to 5141 code for a protein of 1687 amino acids. Gene Ontology annotation, molecular function: DNA-directed RNA polymerase activity; DNA binding. Gene Ontology annotation, cellular component: RNA polymerase I complex. Gene Ontology annotation, biological process: DNA-templated transcription.
GCUCCCUCUCUAGGGCAAAUCGCAUUGCAAACGCGACAGGAGUCGGGUCUGUGAUUCCAGGAGGUGCCGAAGGAACGAUGGCGAACUUUGCACGGCCGGUGGCCUCGAAUAUUGGAGGCCUUGAGUUCGGCGUCUACUCCAAUGAAGAUAUCAAAGCUAUCUCUGUGAAGCGAAUUCACAAUACCCCGACGUUAGAUUCCUUCAAUAACCCUGUUCCCGGGGGUCUGUAUGACCCUGCGUUGGGGGCAUGGGGUGACCAUGUGUGUACCACUUGCCGCUUGAAUUCGUGGUCUUGCACCGGUCAUCCGGGACACAUUGAGCUGCCGGUUCAUGUCUACAAUGUCACCUUCUUCGACCAGCUCUAUCGUCUUCUCCGCGCGCAAUGUAUCUACUGCCACCGCUUGCAGCUGUCUCGGACUCAGAUCAAUGCGUACAGCUGCAAAUUGCGACUCCUGCAGUACGGUUUGGUGGAUGAGAUUGUGGUAAUUGAUGAGAUGGAUAUGAAAAAAGCUUCAAAGGAUGGGAAGAAACACACCGAUGACCAUAGCAGCGAGGAAGAGGACGAUGAUGAGGACAUCAUGCGCAAGCGGAAUGCCUUUGUUAAGCGCUCCAUUCGUCAGGCGCAGAUGGAAGGCAAAUUGAAAGGCCUUAUGGCUGGCGCGAAAAAUCCUAUCGCUGCAGAGCAGAGACGUGAAUUGAUUAAACAAUUCUUCAAGGAUAUUGGCGCCGCGAAGAAGUGUACCAGCUGUAGCGGAAUCUCUCCAGGCUAUCGAAAGGACAGAUAUUCGAAGAUAUUCAGGAAGUCUCUCGGAGAAAAGGCGAGACUGGCCAUGUUACAAGGCGGGUUCCAGGCGCCGAACUCCUUGGUUCUCCUUCAACAGGCCAAAAAGUUGAACUCCAAACAGAAAGAGUCCCUUGCAAACGGUGUCUCCGAUGGCGACAGCGUUGUCACGGAACUACAUGGCGCCGAAGAAGAAGUCGCCCGGGGCAAUGCUGUCGUUGCGCAAGUUGAGGAGAGACGAUCGGAUAAAGAGCAGGCUGUUGCUGAAGGCCAAUAUAUGCCGUCGCCUGAAAUCUACGCCGCAAUGACCCUUCUUUGUGAAAAGGAGAGUGAAAUCCUUGAACUCAUUUACAACUCUCGGCCAUCUUCCAAGAAGGCAUCCAAAGUCACUGCGGAUAUGUUCUUUGUCAAGAACAUCCUCGUGCCGCCGAACAAAUACCGCCCUGUUGCUGCUUCAGGUGCCAACGAAGUUACCGAGGCUCAGCAGAACACGCCAUUCACGCAGAUUUUGAAGAACUGCGAUAUCAUCAACCAGAUCAGCAAAGAAAGGCAGAGUGCGGGUGCCGACUCGGCUACGCGAGUGCGCGAUUAUCGGGAUUUACUCCACGCUAUUGUUCAGCUUCAGGACACCGUCAACAUUUUGAUCGAUCGCGACAGGAGCUCUCUGGCCGGAACUACAACACCAGGAGCGCCGAACGGGAUCAAGCAAAUCUUGGAAAAGAAGGAGGGUCUGUUCAGAAAGAACAUGAUGGGCAAACGAGUGAACUUUGCUGCUCGAAGUGUCAUUUCCCCUGAUCCGAAUAUCGAAACCAACGAGAUUGGUGUGCCUCUUGUGUUCGCUAAAAAGCUUACCUACCCAGAACCUGUGACCAACCAUAACUUCUGGGAGAUGAAGCAGGCGGUCAUCAAUGGUCCUGAUAAGUAUCCGGGCGCUGCUGCAAUUGAAAAUGAGGCUGGCCAGGUGAUCAAUCUGAAGUUCAAAAGCCUGGACGAGCGCACUGCUCUUGCCAACCAACUGCUCGCGCCUUCUAAUUGGCGGGUGAAGGGGUCCAGAAAUAAGAAGGUCUACCGCCAUCUCACGACCGGCGACGUCGUUUUGAUGAACCGCCAGCCUACUCUUCACAAACCUUCCAUUAUGGGUCACAAAGCUCGAGUCCUUCCCAACGAACGAACAAUCCGAAUGCAUUAUGCUAACUGUAAUACUUACAAUGCCGACUUCGACGGUGACGAGAUGAAUAUGCACUUCCCUCAGAACGAGUUGGCAAGGGCAGAGGCAAUGAUGCUUGCAGAUGCUGAUCACCAGUACCUCGUCUCAACUGCUGGUAAGCCGUUGAGAGGUUUGAUUCAAGAUCACAUCUCCAUGGGUACAUGGUUCACUUGCCGAGACAGCUUCUUCAAUAUUGAAGAUUAUCAAGAAUUAUUGUACAGCUGCUUGAGACCGGAGAACUCGCAUACAAUCUCUGAUCGUAUCCAGCUUGUUGAGCCUGCCAUGAUCCGGCCUCAGCGUCUCUGGACGGGUAAACAGAUAAUCACUACUAUCUUGAAGAAUAUUAUGCCUCCUGGACGAGCUGGACUCAAUCUCAAGAGCAAAUCUUCGACACCCGGAGACCGAUGGGGAGAAGGGAACGAAGAAGGCAACGUGAUUUUCAAGGACGGUGAGAUGUUGUGCGGUAUCCUCGAUAAGAAACAGAUCGGUCCUACUGCAGGCGGUCUGAUCGAUGCCAUUCACGAAAUUUACGGACAUACCAUUGCCGGUCGUCUUAUUGGCAUCCUUGGACGAUUACUCACGAGAUUUUUGAACAUGCGUGCAUUCACUUGCGGUAUUGAUGACCUUCGACUGACCAAGGAGGGUGACCGGAUGCGCAAGGAGAAGCUCAGCCAGGCUUCUAACAUCGGCCGUAAAGUUGCGCUGAAGUACGUCACUCUCGAUCAGACUACUGUGCCCGAUGAGGAUGCCGAGCUGCGUCGGCGGUUAGAAGAUGUCCUUCGCGACGACGACAAGCAAAGCGGGUUGGAUAGCGUCACGAACGCUCGAACUGCCGAGUUGUCAUCUGAAGUCACCGCCGCCUGCCUUCCUCGUGGCUUGGCUAAGCCUUUCCCAUGGAAUCAGAUGCAGUCGAUGACCAUCUCCGGAGCCAAGGGUUCCAGUGUCAAUGCUAAUCUGAUUUCUUGCAAUCUGGGUCAGCAAGUUUUGGAGGGUCGUCGUGUGCCUGUGAUGAUUAGCGGCAAAACGUUGCCGUCAUUCAGGGCCUUUGACACCAAUCCCAUGGCAGGCGGCUACGUUAGUGGUCGUUUCUUGACUGGUAUCAAACCACAAGAAUACUACUUCCACGCUAUGGCUGGUCGUGAAGGUCUUAUUGAUACUGCCGUUAAAACAUCUCGAUCCGGCUACUUGCAGCGCUGCUUGAUUAAGGGUAUGGAGGGCCUCAAGGCUGAAUAUGAUACCUCUGUCAGAGAGUCAUCGGACGGUUCAGUCGUGCAAUUCCUGUACGGAGAGGACGGUCUUGAUAUCACCAAGCAAGUGCAUCUUCGGGACUUCGAUUUCUUGGCUUCCAAUUAUAUUUCAAUCAUGUCUCAAGUCAACCUGACCAGCGACUUCCAUACUCUUGCAAAGGAGGAGGUAACAAACUGGCACAAGGAUGCCAUGAAGAAGGUCCGAAAGACUGGAAAGGUCGAUGCUAUGGAUCCUGUCCUAGCCCACUAUCAUCCUGGUGGCAACCUGGGAAGUACUUCCGAGUCAUUCUCUCAGGCGCUUAAGAAGUAUGAGGAUGGGAACCCAGAUAAACUCCUGAAAGAUAAGAAGAAGGACAUCGAGGGUGUUAUCAGCAAGAAGGGGUUCAACACCUUGAUGAACAUGAAGUACCUCAAGUCCGUGGUGGAUCCUGGCGAGGCUGUAGGACUGGUUGCUAGUCAAUCUAUUGGUGAACCGUCCACCCAGAUGACGCUGAAUACCUUCCAUUUGGCUGGCCACUCUGCCAAGAACGUCACCCUGGGUAUUCCUCGACUAAGAGAAAUCGUCAUGACAGCCAGUGCCAAUAUCAUGACCCCGACGAUGACCUUGAUGCUGAAUGAGGAACUGACCAACUCGGAUUCUGAGAAGUUCGCCAAGGGUAUCAGCAAACUGAGCAUCGCCGAACUCGUCGACAAUGUUCAGGUCAAGGAGCGCAUUAUUUCAGGUGGAUCGCGAGCAAAGGUUUACGACAUUGAAGUGACACUCUUCCCUCCUGAGGAGUAUACUGAAGAGUAUGCUAUUCAUGUCAAGGAUGUCCAGAACACCUUCCAAAAUAAGUUCAUUCCUAAGCUCGUGAAGCUCACCAGAACUGAGCUCAAGAAGCGAAAUGAUGAGAAAUCCUUGAAGAAUUUCUCCACGGCUCAGCCUGAGAUAGGUGUCUCUGUUGGCGUUGUUCAAGACGCUCCCAGAGGCGCUGAUACUGAGAGAGGGUCUGGCGAUGAUGACGACGAAGAUGACGAGGACGAUGCCAAGAGGGCCAGGGGCGGUCAGAACAGAUCGAACCAGGUUUCGUAUGAGGGACCUGACGAUGAUGAAGCCGACAUUAUUCGUCAACAAGACAAUGCGGAAGAAAUGUCUGAUGAUGAGGAUUCGGGCGAAGUCAAGUCUCGUGGCACACAAGACAUUGAGAUGGCUGGUGCUUCGGACGAUGUCGACUCUGAUGAAGAGACCAAAGACACCAGGCUGCGCGAGGAAGACAUCAGGAACAAGUUCCAUGAAGUGACACAAUUCAAGUUCAAUCCCAAGAAGGGCAUUUCAUGUUUGAUCCAGUUACAGUACGACAUCAACACCCCCAAGCUGCUGAUUUUGCCUUUGGUCGAGUCCGCCGCACGCAGCGCCAUCAUCCAGUCUAUCCCUGGUCUCGGGGACUGUACUUAUGUGGAAGCCGAUCCUAUCAAGAGUCAGCCUGCCCAUGUUGUCACGGACGGUGUCAACCUGCUCGCCAUGCGUGAUUACCAAGACAUCAUCAAGCCUCACUCCCUUUACACCAACUCCAUCCACGACAUGCUGAAAUACUACGGUGUUGAAGCUGCACGGGCGUCCAUCGUCAAGGAAAUGGGUGAUGUGUUCAGUGGUCACAGCAUCUCCGUCGACAACCGCCAUCUGAACCUCAUCGGCGAUGUGAUGACCCAGAGCGGCGGUUUCCGUGCCUUCAACCGCAUGGGUCUUGUCAAGGAUAGCUCGUCGCCCUUGGCCAAGAUGAGUUUCGAAACGACCGUUGGCUUCCUCAAGGAUGCAGUCCUCGAGAGAGAUUUCGAUAAUCUCAAAAACCCAAGUGCCAGGAUUGUCGUUGGUCGUGUUGGGAACACCGGAACUGGCGGGUUUGAUGUCCUUGCCCCUGUGGCCUAGCCUUGGGCAAAAUAGGGUUUCUUAAUAUGGAAGAAACUAUGUACAUUUUCCUUUCUUUUUGUUGAUUUUGAAAUUUCGUACUCCUAUUUAGUGCAAUCUCUUCAUGUGCCCUAUGAUUGAUUUGGAGUUUCAUGUCAGCGGAACCAAAAGUACUUCCUCUGUUCAAAUUAGCAAGCUCCUUUCUGCUGUUAAUGGAUAUAUAGAACUACUAAAGAUGCUAUUGAUCUGUUGAUACUGAGAUGAUUAAAAAUUUUCAUAUCCAAUUCUACCUCAAAACUCC